GGAUUUUAAGGGAACAACUGGGAACAAGAUGGCUGAGUCUGGAGAACUGCUUUUUUCCACUUUCACAAACUUUGGAUUGAGGUUUCUGUAAGAGUUUAAGGCGGGUUAAAGUUACAUUUUUAAUACAUCGGUACUUUUGCUCGAAGACUUAUUGUAUAACGGGUUUUUUUUCAACCGGAUUUUCGCAGUAAUUUUAUUAAAACGUAAUAAAACGUUUAAAAAUAAAUGAAAACAUCGCAAUUAAUUUCACUUUCUCUUAUGUAAAACUUUCUAAUUUUUUUGUACGUUUGGCACAAUCCUAAUAUAACAAUAACUCUAUAUCAUAACAAUCGUAGUAUCACCCAGCGAUAAAAAAUGUCUGAAGUGAAAUAUUUCGUUCAUAAUCGGUUAUUUUGAAUUGCACGAUGAGCUCCAGUCGCGUCCGGCCUCAAGCACCGCAGACCCCGCCAACAUCUGCCGCAGCAGCAUCACCGCAAUAUGAAGGGAUCGAGAUGGAAAAAAUGCACCAUGAGGAAGAAGUGGGCCUAGGGGUGCCUGAUGAGACCCCAUCACAGCCGACCUCCAGCUCCCGGCAAGCGUGGAGCCGGGACAACCCGGGGUUCGAGCCGGAGGAUGGGAUGAUGGAGGGAGACUGGCCCCCGGGCCGGAGGUCUGUGUCCACGGCCUCCAGCAGCAGCAGCCGCGGGCCCGGUAGUUUCUCCGGCAUCAGUGCGAGAAUCAACAGAGGACUUUAUCCAACUCCACCCGCACAGGACGAGCAUCGCAGCUGUGGGAAGAGGAUACUGCAAAAAAUGAGGGUAUUAUGGGACACUCGUCUUUUGGGUGAAAGUAACAGUAACAGAGAGAUGUAUCUGAAGACUGUUCUCAGAGAGAUGAUCACAUACAUACUCUUCCUGCUCACCAUCUGCAUUUUAACGUAUGGAAUGGUGAGCACCAACAUGUACUAUUACACUAAAGUCAUGUCCCAACUCUUCUUGGAUACACCAAUAACGAAUGGAGAACCGACAACCUUCAAGACCCUUUCAACAAUGGAGGACUUCUGGAAAUUCACAGAAGGGCCCUUUCUUAAUGGUAUGUACUGGGAGUUCUGGUACAACAACAAGAGCCUUCCAGAGAACCAGAGUCUGAUCUACUACGAGAACCUACUGCUGGGCGUCCCACGUCUUCGACAGCUCAGAGUACGCAAUGAAUCCUGUUCAGUCCACAAAGACCUGAGGGACGAAGUGUACGAGUGUUACAACAUUUACUCCCCAGCCAAUGAGGACAAGGCACCAUUCGGGCUUAAAAAUGGCACAGCGUGGAUGUACUCAACGGAGAGCAGUUUGGGUGAGAGCAGCUAUUGGGGCCAAGUGUCAACCUAUGGGGGUGGAGGUUACUUCCAGGAUCUUUCACGCACUCAAGAGAGCUCAGCCAAUCAGCUGCAGGAGUUAAAAAACAACCUGUGGUUGGAUCGUGGCACCAGAGCGGUGUUCCUGGAUUUCUCCGUCUAUAAUGGCAAUGUUAACCUGUUUUGUAUCGUCAGACUGCUUGCAGAGUUCCCCGCCACAGGGGGCGCUGUGACCUCCUGGCAGUUCCAGACAGUCCGUCUCAUCCGGUACGUGUCCAGCUGGGACUACUUUGUAGGGAUGUGCGAAGUGGCUUUCUGCUUUUUCGUGCUGUAUUACCUGGUGGAAGAGGUUUUAGAAAUCCGCCUGCAUCGCUUGCGCUACUUCAAGAGCCUUUGGAACUGUCUGGACGUUCUCAUUGUCGCGCUUAGCGUUCCAGCCAUUAUCAUGAACAUCUGCAGAACAUCAGCGGUCAGUCGUAGACUUCACUUCCUGCUGGAGAACCACAGCAAGUACCCAAACUUCGAGCCCCUUGCUCGCCUCCAGGUGAACUUCAACAACCUGGCCGCCAUCAUCGUUUUCCUCGCGUGGGUCAAGCUUUUCAAAUUUAUUAAUUUCAAUAAGACGAUGAACCAGUUGUCCACCACCAUGUCACGCUGCGCUAAGGACCUUCUGGGAUUUGCCAUCAUGUUCUUCAUUGUGUUCCUUGCCUACGCCCAGCUGGCGUAUUUAGUGUUCGGGACCCAGGUUGACGAUUUUAGCACCUUUCAGGCCUGCAUAUUCACUCAGUUCCGGAUCAUUCUGGGUGAUUUUGACUUCUCAGAGAUUGAGGAGGCUGACAGCGUUUUGGGACCAAUUUACUUCACCACCUUUGUGUUCUUUAUAUUCAUGAUUCUAUUGAAUAUGUUCCUGGCCAUCAUCAAUGACACUUACUCUGAGGUGAAGGCUGACAUGGCCCAGCAGAGGUCAGAGAUGGAGAUAACAGACCUCAUUAAAAAGGGCUAUAACAGGGCAAUGGUGAAACUUAAACUGAAGAAGACCUCCGUCAAUGAGGCGCCCGACGGCUCACACCAGGCUGGGGCAAAACUCAGCUUUGAUGAACUCCGGGAAGAUCUGAGAGGAAAAGGCCAUUCAGACGCUGAGAUCGAAGCUAUCUUUGCUAAGUACGACCUUGAUGGAGAUCAGGAGCUUACCGAACAUGAACACCAGCAGAUGAGAGAUGAUCUGGAGAAAGAGAGAGAGGACUUGGAUCUGGAGCACAGUUCACUUCCCAGACCGGAGAGUGGGCGGAGCUUCUCCCGGAGCCAGGACGACUCGGAGGAGGAUGAUGAUGAAGACAGCGGACACAGCUCUCGUCGCCGUGGGAGCAGUUCAGGAGGCGUGUCAUACGAGGAAUUCCAAGUGCUUGUGCGCCGAGUGGACCGCAUGGAGCAUUCAAUCGGCAGCAUCGUGUCGAAGAUAGACGCCGUCAUCGUUAAGUUAGAGGUCAUGGAGAGAGCCAAGAUGAAACGGAGAGAUGUGCUCGGACGGAUUCUGGAUUCAUGGAAUCCAGUCACGGAGGACGAAAGGACAGGAAGAGAUCCAGAGCUGCACCGGGAGCAGAUGGACAGGCUGGUGAGAGAGGAACUGCAACGAUGGGAAUCUGACGACACGAUAUCACAGGUUAGCCACCGUCACGCCACUCCCACCAUCCCAUCCGCUCAGCUCCGCCCACGCAGUUCCCGCCCACCUUCAUCGCUGUCCAUUGAGGGUCCGGAUGGUGCGACCAAUGGCCAUAUGUGAGGGGUUUCGAUUGUGUAUAUAAAUCACAAAUUUAGCUGUUUCACAGUGCUGUGUCUGAUGCGGUGUAACCAUUUAGUCAAAGGUUGAACCUCAAAUCAGCGCUAGAAUCAAAAUUCACACAGCCAGCCGUCCUGCCCACAGCUAUACAAUGAGAUAGUGCUGCACAAAAGCUAUUUAUUUAGGUUUCUUUAUAUUAAAGUUAAUCUGGGCUUUUCGUCAGUAGCCACUCUAUGCUUUAUAAUGCAAAUAGAAGGUAAAUUAAAGCGCAGGGCAGUUAAAAAAAAUCUGUAAUACACAGUUACUUGGUACUUAUUAAAGAAUGAAUUUUUGCAUA
Messenger RNA from Misgurnus anguillicaudatus (oriental weatherfish), 3441 nucleotides. It is a transcript of the gene pkd2, whose product is annotated as polycystic kidney disease 2. Gene Ontology annotation, molecular function: voltage-gated calcium channel activity; potassium channel activity; calcium ion binding. Gene Ontology annotation, biological process: release of sequestered calcium ion into cytosol; detection of mechanical stimulus; potassium ion transmembrane transport. The record is from RefSeq and is a predicted model, not a curated record. Lineage: Eukaryota; Metazoa; Chordata; Actinopteri; Cypriniformes; Cobitidae. Gene Ontology annotation, cellular component: membrane.